Molecule: messenger RNA, 1323 nt
Organism: Petromyzon marinus (sea lamprey)
Lineage: Eukaryota; Metazoa; Chordata; Hyperoartia; Petromyzontiformes; Petromyzontidae
Product: peroxiredoxin-2-like
Biological process (GO): cellular response to stress; cell redox homeostasis; removal of superoxide radicals
Cellular component (GO): cytosol
Molecular function (GO): thioredoxin peroxidase activity
Source: RefSeq, a predicted model, not a curated record
CGCGAUAAUUGCGGCCCCCAGUUCUCGCGAGACUUGGGGCUUAUAUAAGACGGGUGCUUCUCGCGGAGGGCGCCACUCGCUGCUUGAAGCAUCAACGACGGAGUCUCUCGUCCACGGCUCUGCUCGACCGCGCCCGCCGCAUCCACCCUCUUAGUCAUCAUGUCUGCUGGCAACGCUUCAAUCGGCAAGCCUGCUCCGGAUUUUUCUGGUGUGGCUGUGGUGAACGGAGCAUUCAAGGACAUCAAACUGUCCAACUAUAAAGGAAAGUAUGUCGUGCUGUUUUUCUACCCCCUGGACUUCACGUUCGUGUGCCCCACGGAGAUCAUCGCGUUCAACGACCGCCUGCCUGAGUUCACGAAGCUGGACUGUGCCGUCAUCGCUGCAUCCACCGACUCCCAGUUCAGCCACUUGGCAUGGGUGAACACACCGCGCAAACAGGGAGGCCUGGGUCACAUGGAAAUCCCACUUCUUGCCGACCGAACAUGCAACGUCGCCAAGAACUAUGGAGUACUCAAGGAAGAUGAGGGCAUUGCCUACCGCGGCCUGUUCAUCAUCGAUGGCAAAGGUAUCCUGCGACAAAUCACCAUCAACGACCUGCCGGUGGGCCGCGACGUGGACGAGAUUCUCCGCUUGGUGCAGGCCUUCAAGUUCACGGACGAUCAUGGCGAGGUGUGCCCCGCUGGCUGGAAGCCUGGCAAGGACACCAUCAAGCCAGAUGUGCAGAAGAGCAAGGAGUUUUUCGCCAAGCAGUGAGAAGGCAAAGCUGCACUCCACCGCAGUGACGACGUCUUGCACAUCUUCUCCCCUCCACCAAUCAGCAGUCAUGAGGCGCUCAACAGUCGUGUCAACUCCUGUCAGACCAGAACCACAGCUCUGAUGACAUAAAAUUACCUAAAGGCAAUGGUGCACAGUUGUUUAUCAACCUCUAAUGUGGUCUUUGAGGCCAGGGGCUUCUGAAAUAGUUUUUUCGCAUCCUGCCAUUGUUUUUGUUUGAGUUCAGUCCUUAUUGUUCAGUUGAAGAUGUACACAUUAGUUGUAGAAUGUUAAACUGAUGGAUUAUGAUGACCGGAGUCUGGGAAAACAUUGUAAACCGAUUCUAAUUGGAUUCGUGUAAGUUACAAUGCAUGAACUAGCCACUUGUCCCAUUGCCUUUACAUUCCUAGCUGAACUACUUAUGAUGGAAAAAAAGCACUUGCUACAUUUGAGUAGAGUUGUUGGUUUGGACAAGUCGUUUGUUAUCUUGUUUCUGACGAGUCGUGACUGCUACAAAGUGUGCCUCAUAGUGCUGGGUAUUUUGUCCAAUAAAAUUAUAAGGAAAAAAAA